Messenger RNA from Osmerus eperlanus (European smelt), 1136 nucleotides. Its product is annotated as C-X-C chemokine receptor type 4-like. Gene Ontology annotation, molecular function: C-C chemokine binding; C-C chemokine receptor activity. Gene Ontology annotation, cellular component: membrane; external side of plasma membrane. Lineage: Eukaryota; Metazoa; Chordata; Actinopteri; Osmeriformes; Osmeridae. Gene Ontology annotation, biological process: neurogenesis; cell chemotaxis; immune response. The record is from RefSeq and is a predicted model, not a curated record. Bases 1 to 987 code for a protein of 328 amino acids. The transcript has 3 exons.
AUGACACACAGAGGGUUUUAUCUGAUUGUCCCCAGGUCAAAAUUGAGUCUGACAGACCGCUACCGGCUGCACCUCUCUGCUGCCGAUCUUCUCUUCGUGCUGACACUCCCAUUCUGGGCAGCGGAUGCCGCACUGACGGACUGGCGUUUCGGAUUAGGCACAUGUGUGGCCGUGCACGUCAUCUACACGGUGAACCUGUAUGGGAGUGUGCUCAUCCUGGCCUUCAUCAGUCUGGACCGCUACCUAGCCGUGGUCAAAGCAACAGACGCGCACACCUCACGCACGAGACAGCUACUGGCACAGAGACUGGUGUUUGUAGUAGCCUGGUUGCCUGCGGCUCUCUUGGCAGUGUCAGACAUAGUGUUUGCCAGGACUUGGGAAGCAGGAGAUGGGGUAAUCACCCCAUCUCCUGCUUUAAAUUUGUUUUAUCCGCCAUGUAAUGUGUUCACACAAACAAGGAGAUUGUGCCAGCGCUUAUACCCAGCUGACAACGCUCCUCUCUGGGUGUCAGUGUUCCACCUGCAGCUGGUGUUGGUGGGCUUGAUGGUACCGAGCCUAGUUUUACUGGUGUGUUACUGUGUCAUCGUGUCCAGGCUGACGCGCAGCGGCCCUCUGCAGGGGCAGAGACAGAAGCGCAGAGCUAUCAAGACCACUGUGGCAUUGGUCCUCUGCUUCUUCCUGUGUUGGCUCCCGUAUUGUGCUGGCAUCACUGUGGAUGCCCUCAUGCGCCUAGAGGUCCUUCCCAGGGGCUGCAGUCUGGAGGUGGUGUUGGGUGUGUGGCUGACGGUGGCUGAACCAAUGGCAUUUGCCCACUGCUGUCUAAACCUGCUGCUGUAUGCCUUCCUGGGGGCGGACUUCAAGAGGUCCGCCAGACGGGAGGACUCAAUACUCGGUCGCGUCGUCUCCAGUCUGAAGAUUCUACCUCCUAGACGCCCAGGAACCUCUACUACCACAGAGUCUGAGUCAUUUAGUCUACACUCCAGCUAACAGAAUAUGGGUGUGGAUGUAGGUGUGGGUUGGAUGAGGGUGUAAAUUCUUUGUCCUAUAUAUGAGAAGAGGGUAGUCUGCUGAUCCAUGACUUUGUCCCUUGUCUGAAAGAUAAACUUUUCUGUAAAUAUGGUUUGUGGGUCACUGAU